Molecule: messenger RNA, 390 nt
Organism: Parnassius apollo (apollo)
Lineage: Eukaryota; Metazoa; Arthropoda; Insecta; Lepidoptera; Papilionidae
Source: the annotation of a GenBank genome assembly
AUGACAUUUGGCGCGUGGAAUGUGCGCACAACUCUUGACCGCGAAGAAAAUGCUUGCCCUGAGCGAAAAACUGCCAUUUUAGCUCGGGAAAUAAGUUGUUAUAAUAUUGAUGUGGCUUCACUCAGCGAAACACACCUCUCCGAUGAAGAAGAGCUGGUAGAACACGGCGGAGGGUGUACUUUCUUUUGGAAAGAACUCGUUUCCCCAGAGCCGCGAAGGUCUGGUGUAGGCUUUGCUGUCAAGAACUACCUUGCUGCUCAACUACAAGAGUGCCCUGUACACGUCUCGGACCGUAUUACAACCACAUUGCUCCUUUACAUGGAACGUAAAAACUAUCCUAAUUUCAUCAGUAUCGAUGCCCCAACGCUAGACAAGUCUGAUGAAAUUUAG